Messenger RNA from Oikopleura dioica, 690 nucleotides. NCBI's taxonomy places the organism in Eukaryota, Metazoa, Chordata, Appendicularia, Copelata, Oikopleuridae. The record is from the annotation of a GenBank genome assembly.
AUGGUUCACUGGGUAGGUUUGGAAUCGAAUCCAGAUGUCUUUUCGGAUUACAUUCACAAACUAGGAGUUGGUCCUCAAUGGAUGUUCACAGACGUCUUCGGAUUCGACCCAGAACUGCUCAUCAUGAUUCCCCAGCCCUGCAAGGCCUUCAUCUUUCUCUACACAAUCACUGAAAAAGCUGAGGAGCUCCGAAAAUCACAAGAAGAAUCGAUGAAGGAUCAACCUCGCCCAACAGAGCCAUUCUGGAUCAAACAAACGAUCGGAAACGCAUGUGGCACAAUUGCUAUCAUCCACGCUCUUGGCAACUUGACCAAGUCGGGUGAAAUCAGCCUGAGCGAUGGAAUCUUCAAAAAGUACUUGGAAGACAUUAAAGAUCUCAGCCCAGAAGAAGCAGGAGAGAAGUUGGAGUCGUCGGAAGAUUUCGCCAACUGCCAUGCGGCGAUUUCAACCUCUUCUGGAAAUCAGACUUCCGCGCCGACGGCCGAGGAAAAGUUGCAGGAUCAUUUUAUCGCCCUUGUCGAGGUCAAUGGAACUCUCUAUGAGUUCGAUGGUCGUAAGAAUCGUGCAAUCUCCCACGGCCCGACUUCUAGCGACACCUUCACAGCUGACGCUGCCGCCGUUUGCCAAAAGUUCAUCUCACAAGAUCCAACUGGAAAAAAUUUCGCUGCCAUGGCCCUUUGCAAGGAUUAA